Messenger RNA from Salvelinus namaycush (lake trout), 6315 nucleotides. Its product is annotated as ubiquitin carboxyl-terminal hydrolase MINDY-2-like. Gene Ontology annotation, biological process: protein K48-linked deubiquitination. The coding region runs from base 82 to 2025 and encodes 647 amino acids. NCBI's taxonomy places the organism in Eukaryota, Metazoa, Chordata, Actinopteri, Salmoniformes, Salmonidae. Gene Ontology annotation, molecular function: K48-linked deubiquitinase activity; cysteine-type carboxypeptidase activity; cysteine-type deubiquitinase activity. The transcript has 9 exons. The record is from RefSeq and is a predicted model, not a curated record. Gene Ontology annotation, cellular component: cell periphery; cytosol.
ACUGGCAGAGAUGUCAUGGCGUCUGUGGGGCUGGAGCUGGAAUUAAGCUAGCUAAAAGCUGUCGACAGUGUGUAAAUCGAAAUGGAGAAAAAUGCAAACCUGCAUCGAGAUGUUGGAGGAAGUACUCUAUGUGCUACUAUUGCAGGAGAAAUGGGCGAUAUUAAAACAGUUGGCAGAAUGAAGGGAGCGACCGAUACGUGCAAGAAUAGUGAGCGUUCUCUCAGUACUUUGGUUAGUUGUACUACUAGCUCCAGUAGUGCCCCUAGCACUGCUAGUAAUGCUAUCUCCAGUGUUGAGAAAUUAGAUAUGGCAGAAAUGAUCGAGUCUCUCCCGGUGCAAGAGAAGAACAUUCAAUCGAGUGGUUGGUCGGAGACAUUGUCCUCUGGAUCUGGAGAUCAUUUGAGUAACGGGAUGGGAUAUGGCACGCAGCUGGCUACAGGAAAUAGCGAGGGUGCCACCUCAAAGUUAGUAAACAAUAAAACGGAUGGCGAGCCUUCCUCAAUGGGGGCAAGGAUUACAGAUGGUGAAGCUGAGGUGUUGGGGUGUGAGUCAGUUGAACCAGUGAAACUGGCAAAACCGACACACCUAUUUUCGGACAAAACAAAUACGGGAAACGUCAAAUGUGGAGUUAAGAUUGACAAAACCAUAUGCGAGGGUUUGCAGAGUGGGAGUGACCCGUGCAUCGCGGCAGAAUCUAGGAGCGCCGACUCACUUGAGUCCUUCUCGAACCUCAACUCCUGUCCCAGUUUCGAUCUCAACAGUGAAGGGUUGGAGGACAGGGGGCUGGCAAUAACACUACAGAGCGAGUAUGGGGCUGAUGGAACUAAGAUCCCCUGCACCAAGGACCGGGGCGCUGGCCAGUCCAUAUACCAUAUCAAGUGGAUCAAGUGGAAGGAGGAAAACACACCUAUCAUUACCCAGAACGAGAACGGUCCAUGCCCAUUGCUGGCAAUUAUGAAUGUCCUAUUGCUGGCAUGGAAGGUGAAGAUGCCACCAAUGAUGGAGAUCAUAACUGCUGAACAGUUGAUGGAAUAUCUUGGAGACUACAUCCUCGAUGCCAAGCCGAAAGAGAUUUCAGAAGCCCAGCGGCUAAACUAUGAACAGAAUAUGAGUGAUGCCAUGGCGGUGCUGCACAAGCUGCAGACAGGGCUGGAUGUCAACGUGAAGUUCACAGGGGUGCGGGUCUUUGAGUACACCCCAGAGUGCAUUGUCUUUGACCUGCUGGACAUCCCUCUCUACCACGGCUGGCUGGUGGACCUGCAGAUGGGCGACACAGUGAAGGCAGUGGGUAACUGCAGCUACAACCAGCUGGUGGAGAAGAUAAUCUCUUGCAAACAGUCGGCCAGCAGUGAGCUGGCUGGGGAAGGCUUUGUAGCCGAGCAGUUUCUGCACAGCACGGCCACCCAGCUGACGUACCACGGCCUGUGUGAGCUCACGUCCACCGUGCAGGAAGGAGAGCUCUGUGUGUUCUUCAGGAACAACCACUUCAGCACCAUGAUCAAGUUCAAGGGCCAGCUGUACCUCCUGGUGACAGACCAGGGCUUCCUGACGGAGGAGAAGGUGGUGUGGGAGAGCCUGCACAAUGUAGACGGGGAUGGCAACUUCUGUGACUCUGAGUUCCGCCUGCGACCCCCGUCAGACCCAGAGACGGUGUACCGCGGACAGCAGGACCAGAUAGACCAGGACUACCUGAUGGCGUUGUCGCUGCAGCAGGAGCAGCAGAGUCAGGACCUGCAGUGGGAGCAGCUCCCCGAGGGCAUCAGUGACCUGGAGCUGGCCAAGAAGCUGCAGGAGGAGGAGGACCGACGAGCCUCCCAGUACUACCAGGAACAGGAGCAGGAGCAGGCUGCCGCAGCACAAGCGCAGCAGCCAGCAGAGGGAAGUGACGAAGCAGACAGAGCAGAAGCAGCAUCAUCAUCAUCAGCUGCAGCUGGAGCCACGCCCAGCCCAGGGAAGCAGCCUUCUGCCGGGGAGCGCAAACCCAAAAAAGAGCCCAAGGAUAAAGACAAAUGUGUUCUAUUGUAACAUAGGAUGGUUGUGUGUUUGUGUGAUAGAGAAAGAGGGGGGCAGCAUUUUUUUUCACAUUGACCUGACAGCCUACGAACAGCCACUUUUGAAAGCGAGAGAUAGCGAUGAGACAAACUGAGGAGUUGCCAUUCCCAAGCCACUGGUGCCUGCCAUCCUCUACCCUCAGUGGGCCCGGACAACAGAGGAAAGGACGCUAUGACAACUACCACUAAUCUUUUGUACAGUUGGCCAAACUUUGUUACAAGUCGCACAGUGUUUGUGAUCUGGGGUCAAGGUUAAUGGGGGUGGUUUUAUAGCAAAAUGAGAACAAUUCCAGAAACAGGAUGCUGGGAGGGAAAGAAUUCAGAAUCUGAAAUAUCUCCUCUCAUGACACCAACGUUUUUCAAGGAAAUCGUUUUCAUUCAUUUUCAUUAUUGCAGUUGAUAAGCUAUUUUAUUUUUAUUUUUUACAGCACAUAUGUAUAGAUAUGCCUGCUUUGAUUCAGUUCAGUUUUUGAGCGUUAGACUUUUCACUGAAAACUCAACCUUCGUUUGCUAGCUUUUGGUUGGUGGGGGUAAUUUAGCUCCUUCCAAUUGGAGAUAAUCAAGAGUGUGUUCAGAGUCUUAUUGGGAUAGAGAUGAGGUGAUAGUGACAUCAGUGAGUGUAAUAUCUAAGCACUCCUGUCUCUUCGCCACGUUAAUGGAUGCCAAAUUACUACUUUGCGUGUGUUUUUGCGUGUGUUUGCAUGUGUGCUUGUAUGCGUGUGUAAGAGUAUUUUAGAGAACAAUUUUCUUUUGGUAUAUACUUAAAUUGAAAGGGAUUCAUUUGUUUUUGCCGGUUAGAAAUGAAUGUAAGACCCUGUUGUGACAAGCCUUUUGUAUAUCUCUCUAACACUACCCACAUCCCUGUUCUUCCUGAGAGGCCUGUAAAUCAGUGCCAUACUCUGGUAAGGGCUGUCUCUACCAACCCUCAUCUGCCAUUUAAGACUCGCCCUAUCCAGAUUGGCUUUACCAGAGUAUGGCAGUGUUGAAUUCUGGUGUGUGUGUGGCAUUGGUGUCUACAGUGUGUAUGUGUGGCUGAUAUGCUUAGCUGCAUUGAUUUAUGCUCUUAAUUUCAACUUGGAAAUAACCUAACGUCAACAAGAAUGUUUUCCGAUGUAUAUGAGAAGUUGGAUUGAAAGAUAUGCCAUGUAUUUCAUUUCUCAUAUUUGCUGUAUAUGCUUCACAUCCAGUAGAGUCUGGACAAUCACACAGACAGAACCAUGGAAACACAGGACGGUGCACCUAAUUUGACUUCUGUCACUCACUCCCUGAGAGACUUGGCUGGUUAUUGGUUAUUGGCUGCAGAGGAAGAGUGAUAGUAUCCCACACUAAUAGUCUUUAGUGCCCAAUGUCACACAGAUCUGCCGGCAGUUAUGUUGUCAAUAUGGGAUGUUGUCGAUAUGGGAAGCCUCGUGACCUAGUUGAGUUAUGGAAGUAGGAUUUUCUAAUGUAGCCAUGUUUGAAUCCAUGUGCUUCUCCUACAUCAUCUGACUUUCAAACAAAUUUAUAUACAUUGUGUACAUACCUAAUGCACAUUUAUGACAGAGCUAGCUAGUAGUUUGCACCAGUGUCCUACUAUGGUACUGCCUCCUGAGAGAUUUACUGUUUUCUAUCUACACAUUCCAGCUGGAUGCCUUGACUCAAGCCUUGUGUUGUACGUCAGACCUAGAAACACAGUUAUAGGGGAGACUCCUCGCAGUGCUGCUAGUUAAGGGGUCUCCCAUUUUUGGUUGUUACAUUUUGUUCUCAUUGUCCAGAAAUGGACAACCCCAGCCUUCAAGGACAAGUCCAGUACUUAGUAUUUAUUUUUGCCUGGCUACUGGCUGCAGGCUACCUGACAAACCGGUAGUAAGGCUUAUCUGCAGGCUGGACUUGAGGACUGGGGUUAGCUCAGCCUGUCUAUACGGUCCUCACGAGGCCACACUUACUCUGUAUAUAAAAUGCCUUACAACAUUUACAAUAUCUUUUAUAAGAAUAAACGGAAACAGGUGUAUUACCAGAAUGAGACAAUCUGUAGAUUUUAAACUAGACAUCAGAAAUACUCUCAGGCCUUCUCUGAAGGGACAUAUCCUUGAGUGUCUUUUGUAAAUUGUUUGUGUAUUAGCUGCCUUGGCAACAGCAAUGAUUGAUAUAUACCAUUGUAAAGUAUUUAAUAUACCUUGUAGUAACUCCCUCAAGAGAAUGUGUUGUAAUGUAAAUGUGUAACCAUGUAUAGGUAUCAGUAACAAAUGAUUUCAACACAUGGUAUCUAACUAGGUCGACUUCAUAUUAUCAGGCUGUGCAUAAUUAUCGCUAGUUAUGUUCACGGAUGGCAUAACGAUGGGUUUCUGAGCUUCUCUCAGGCCUACCUAGUCAAAGGAAUUCACUAUGACUUUACACUAGAAUAGGUUUGCCCCUUGUAAUGGAAUUCAAGGCUGCUUUUCGAAAGUGAAUUAAACUGCUGCUGCUUGUAUGUUCACAAUGACUACCCAAAAAGUAAUAUAUGGCUGAAUAGACAGGACUUAAAGAGAAACAUCUAUGUUGAAGCGAGCGUGUACAUCCUGUUUAUGGUAUGCUACAGUAUGUCAUUAUUGACUAGUGAUUUUGUGAAAGGUUGGGGUGAUGGGGGAUGGGCGAAGGACCACGUCCCUUUGAGUGUCAGGGACACAAUCCAUAUUCUUGUUUCUUUUGUAAAAUAACAUCCAUUUUAAAGUUACCGUCACACUGCAGCUUGAAUUAUACUGGCCUAAACCCAUUUGUAACGAUGUUCAAAAGGCAACUAGUGAGUAUUAUGAUGAGAACCUCAGAGGGCCACUUUAUCUAAUUACUUUGAGGUUUUUGGGGGAGCAACAAGAUGUUAAACACAUGCGUCACACACAUUUAAAAAAAAAUUACAUUGCAUUAUUUACCAGUAUCUAGAUAUUGUUUUAUGUGUUUCAGCUUGAAUGUUGUUCCUCAAAAUAAUUGAUAAGGAUUUUGUUUGUGGAAUGUCUCGAGUGAAUAUGUGUAAGCCUUGUUAUAGUGCUGGAGCGGUAAAUACUGUACAAACAAUAGUCUGUUAACAAGGUAGUCCUUGAACAUAUAGUCAUUGUAAUUGGUUUUGCACUGUUACAUUGAUAUGCACUACUAAGGCUGUGUUUGGACAGGCAUGUUCUUUCCAAGCGCAUCAGAUCUGAUUGAAGACCAAUUAGUGAGAAAAAAGAUCAGAAUUGGUCUGCCUGUGUAAACAGCCUAAGAGAAGAGAAAAUACCUCAUUUUAUACAGAAUUAGAAAUUGUGCAAGAGUGCUUUUGUUCUUUGGGUACCUUGUAAAAAUGGAAUACUGUCUAGAAUUGCUACAACAGUAGCUCUUCCAACAGUCAGUUGAAUAUGAAAUGCUCAAUUGUUUCUUUAUGACAAAGGUAUGAAAGGGCUGGUUAAAUGUUUUGGCUAAAAGUACAUUAAGUACUGUGUAGCCCUUUUCAAUAAAAGUUGAUGCAACUUGAACUUCAGGUAGCUGUUCACCCGUUUAUCUGCUAAGGCCAGAAUUGUUUAAUAGCAUUUGCGUAGCUUUUCACACAAAAAUAUGUCACUAAUGCCGCUGGCUGGUCAUCUAGAGCACAGGUGUCAAACUCAUUCCACGGGGGGCCGAGUGUCUGCGGGUUUUCGCUCCUCCCUUGUACUUGAUUGAUGAAUUAACAUCACUAAUUAGUUAGGAACUCCCCACACCUGGUUGUCUAGGGCUUUAUUGAAAGGAAAAACCAAAAACCUGCAGACACUAGGCCCUCCGUGGAAUGAGUUUGACACCCCUGAUCUAGAGGGAAGGGAUUUUAAAAGUUGGCUAUUUCGACAUUGAUACUGUAUAGAUUGGAGAAAAGUAUUAGUAGUAGUUUCAUAUGGGAAAUGUGUAAAAUCAGAUAUUCUGGAGCACAGAACAUGAACGCAAUCCACCAUAUUGAUUUAACUUGUUCUGUUGAGAUUAAAUGCAAUUAUGUUAUUCUGAUGCAUAAUACUGAAUGCAACAAAUGCAUACUAAUGACAUUUAGCAGAGUAUAAUUUCAAUUAUGUAUUAUGUUAAUAUUUUCACUUAUGUUUAACCACACACAAAAAAGGUCAAUCCUCGUGUUGGAAGGUUCAAAUGUUUAUCUAUAUACAUAUGACCAAAUAAUGUAUGUAGCCUAUCACAGUACCUUUGCAAAAUGUAGAUGGUGUUUCUUCUGUAACAAAAUGCCUUAGACGAGGGAUAUUCAGCCUGAUUAUUAAAGUACAUGGACAAUAAAAAAUAAAAACUUGUUCUCUUUUCACAACCA